This is a messenger RNA of Vanessa tameamea, 4580 nucleotides long. RefSeq names its product synaptosomal-associated protein 25-like. Bases 285 to 920 code for a protein of 211 amino acids. Gene Ontology annotation, cellular component: SNARE complex; plasma membrane. Gene Ontology annotation, molecular function: SNAP receptor activity; syntaxin binding. Gene Ontology annotation, biological process: synaptic vesicle priming; synaptic vesicle fusion to presynaptic active zone membrane; exocytosis. The record is from RefSeq and is a predicted model, not a curated record. NCBI's taxonomy places the organism in Eukaryota, Metazoa, Arthropoda, Insecta, Lepidoptera, Nymphalidae. The transcript has 9 exons.
GCAUUAUAUGACGCAUGAUUUAAACGUCCUAAAUAAUCUGUUCUUGUUAGUUAUUACAAUUAGAACGGCUAUACGCGCAUGACAAUGACAACAAAUUUCAAUGCGCAUAGUCAAAACAUUGCGCAUUUCGUUGGCUAACCUCUCCGAGUCGAUCGACCGAGGUUCCGUAGCAGAGAAGAGAAAGUCUUUCACUUCAUAAUUGUGCUGUAUUUUGGUGCUUAGUGCGUGCUGAGUGACAUCAACGGGAUUUGAUUUGAUUGAACUGUCAGAAACAAAACUACAAGAUGCCGUCAGCAACGCCACCAGCAGAAAAUGGCGCGCCGCGCAGCGAACUCGAGCAGCUGCAAUUACGCGCGGGCCAGGUGACUGAUGAGUCCCUGGAAUCCACUCGGCGUAUGAUGAUGCUUUGCGAGGAGAGCAAGGAGGCUGGCAUUCGUACUCUGGUCGCUCUAGAUGACCAGGGAGAACAAUUGGACAGGAUCGAGGAGGGAAUGGACCAGAUCAAUGCGGACAUGCGCGAGGCGGAGAAAAAUCUGUCGGGUAUGGAGAAAUGUUGCGGCAUUUGCGUACUCCCCUGCAACAAAGGAGCAUCAUUCAAGGAGGAUGAUGGAACAUGGAAGGGGAACGACGAUGGAAAGGUUGUGAACAACCAACCUCAGCGAGUAAUGGAUGAGCGUAACGGCAUCGGUCCGCAAGCUGGAUAUAUUGGAAGGAUAACAAACGAUGCCCGUGAAGACGAGAUGGAAGAUAACAUGGGACAAGUUAACACGAUGAUCGGCAACUUGCGCAACAUGGCCAUCGACAUGGGCUCCGAACUCGAGAACCAGAACCGUCAGAUCGACCGCAUCAAUCGCAAGGGCGAAUCGAAUGAAACGAGGAUAACGCUGGCCAACCAGCGCGCGCACGAGCUCCUCAAGUAAACGACGGCAGCACACACAAAUCACACAUGUCUCGUGGUUCGGCCGGUUGCCAUAUCCCAAAACACUAUAAACAAACAAAAUACUUUAUUAAUAAACCUAAAAUUACCAUUCAAAUUUUUUUCCUGAGGUUCACAUUUUUAUUUCACUCAUUUUUUUUAAACCGUCUCUUUGAAUGUUUAAUCUGUGGCGUCUUAGAUAAAAUUUUUAUUUUCGAUUAAAUUAAUACCACUGCAACUGGCCAAUUAAAUCAGUUCGAGUAAUAACCUAGUGUUUACUCUUUCAUAUAACUAACUAAUAAUUAAAAAGACCUUGAUUAUUGUUAAUAUAAUUAUUAAAUAACCUAUUUUUGUGCUCUCCUUUGUGUAAUCAACGCUCAACAUAAAAUAUAUCAAUUUGGUGUCCAAUCUAUGGAGACCAAGGCGUGUUAGAAAAAAUAAUAAUCAUGAAAUAUACCUUGUAAUAACCUUGACGUAGAAUGUUGAAUAUUAAACUUUAUUAUUUUAUUAUAAUGCAUUUACCUAUUGUUAAUGUUACUAUAUUAGAAAAUAAAAACAAAACGCAUGUGUCUAUAUUUAAAAACAUGAUAACCAAAUUAAUUAUCUUAUUCGUGUUAAAAAUAUACUUAAAAUUUAUAUAGAAAUUCAAUUAUAAUUGUAAUCAUUGUAGCUGUAACGAUAAGAAUAAUUUAAGAUGGUUAGAUCAAAUCGGAUGAGUUGAUAUGUGAUAAUAGUUCGAAAUUAAGAUAUUAGUGUUAGACAGACAUGUCUCUGCGAAUAUUUGAAUCUGACUAACAGAUCUUGAAGACAUUUCAUAGGAGCAUUUAUGUAAAAAUGUAAUUUAGUUCUGAGCUUUAAGAAGUAUUCAGCAAUACGCCGUUUUUUAAUAUUAAAUAGUCUAAAUAUUCUUAUUGUAGUUUUUUUUUGUUUAUUCUGUCUAUGGACAUUCCAUCUGAACUAUAGGAUUUUUAUCCACUUCAUGCAUAUCCUAACAACAUAUCUGCUUCUAUGAAUGGAUUAAAACAACAAAACAAUUAUAUAUAAUUAGUAAUUACAAAUAGAUAAUCAUAGAAAAUAUGAAAAUCAUAUAAAUUCAAACGAAUUCAAACUGUCUAUGACGUAACUUUUUUUUUGUUAAUGACUAUUUUAUGCGAGAUUAUCCUUUAAAUUAAAUGAAUUAGUUAAUCAAUGAAUACAUUAAUACUUUAAGUAAUAAACCAAAUGAAAAGAGAGAUUCGUGAAAAAUGGUAAAUAAUCGAAAAGGUCUUACUUAAUAUUCUCAUUAAGAUAACAUUAAUAAUAAUUAAAAAGAAAAAAAAUACUAUGUCCCAUUAACACGCUUGACGUUUAACAUAAUGCAUAGUGUAUACGAAAAGUUUCCAUUACCUCAACCACGAGACAGACACAAAAACACAAACACAGACAGAUCUGCGUCAAAUACCGGUGAGAGUAACGAGACACGUAUAGCGGUUGCAAAUCAGCGAGCGAAUAAGCUACUCAAAUCUUAAACAACACGUCAAUGUGUCAAUCUGUCAAUGUUGCACGUUAAAAAAUUUGACGAAAUGGUGUUGCCGUAUUAGAAAAUUUCCCAUACAACAACGAAUUCCGGCUGUUCGCAAAUAAUAAUCAAAUUAUUUGUAGUUAUAAUAGUCAUAUAGUAAAAGUUAUUUAAAUUAUGGUUUUGUUUUAAUAAACGUUAUGGCAACAUCUUUUUGCGCAAUUUUUAUUUUUAAGUUAUAAACAAAUAUAUAAAUAGAUAACCGUUGUAUAUUCACGAAGACAAAAUAAACUGUAAUAAAUCAUUUUAAUGCACUGGUAACACUAUUAAUGUGACCUAUUUACUUUGUUGGUUAGUAAAGUGUAUCGAAAAUAUACUUUUAUGUGAGUUAAUGGUGAGAGAUACGAGCCGGAAUAAUGUAACUCUGUCUUGCCAUAUGUGUUUUGGAGACGAACAAAAUAAAUAUUUAAUUUGCACGUAUUUUUACUUUAGGUAAUGUGCCAAAAUUCCUUUCUAUUCACUAUCGUCUGUAGACGUGUUUAAAAUGACACCAAUUUCAAUGUACCUUGAGUAUGUUAUAAGAGUGAAUAGCUUAUAAUACUUAAUUUUUGCUAGAAACAAUAACAUUGUAAGGAAGUACCAAUUUAGCUCAAAUAUAGAACAGAUAUUUUCGAUAGAAAAAAAAUAGAUAUCCUCGGCAAAACUCGCUGAUAUUUUCUCGAACGGCAUUUAAAAUAAUAUCUUAGAUUAUAGACAUUUGAAUAUCUAAAAAUAUAGUGAGAUAACGUUUACUAUCUUUAAGUUUGGAAUGUAAAGUUGGCGUUACAUGUAUGACAUACAACUAUUAUUUUGUAAUUAACCUUUAACCCAUAUUAUUAAUUUCAAAUAUAAAUUGUUUUUUACGAAAUUAUAACUUUCAGAAAUAUGCUUUUUAUUAAUUUAUAGAUUAAGAUUAUGGUGCCUAUAAUACUUUUUGUAAGUUUAAUUUUAAUCUGUGCUAUAGAAUAAUUUAUAUUUUAUCUGUUCUAUUUGUCAUAUUGCUUCACAGUUGUAGUUUUAUUUAAGGAACGGAUUUGGCGCAGUUUUCAUUUCAAUUGGUGUUGACUAACAUCUACAAAAUUACUAUAAAAUAUUAAUAUCUUGUAAUUCUCGUAACUUACGUUGUAACCAGUUAAUAAGCAGCGUUGUAAUGUGAUUACAUUAAUAUGCAAUAGUCUAUUUAAUAGUUGAAUAUUAAAAAAAUUUAUUACUUAAAGUAUAUUGUUGUAAGUAUGAUUAAGGCGGUCGCUUGGUUUUAUUCACUGUCGCUAUUUAACAAGUAUUGCCAUAACGAAAUUAUGUGUAUAAUUUAAAGUAUUAAACGACAUACCAAUGUGUAUGUGUAGACGCGAAGUAGCUUAUUUAUUUUGACAUUAUAACUUAGAGUUUAGCUCAAAAUCUAAUAUAUGAAUAUAUAUAAUCCUGACAUUAAUAAGUGAGGGAAUACACAAAUUCUUUUGAUUAUCAGAUCUGUAGCAACCUUUUUUUAGCUUUAGGACGUGAUAAUAAUUGUUGAUUAAAUUAAGAAUUUUGAUUUAAAAAAAAGGUUGAGCAAUUUUUUUAUUUUUAAAAGUGGCAGUGAACGAAACUGUGCAUACCGCCUUAUAAAGAUGUACCGGCCUUAGGAAUAAUGAUAGGAAUGUUAAAAGGAAUGGCUUGACUUAUUAUACUCAUGUACAGGGGGCCACUGACCAAAGCCAUGGUUUCAAACUAUUUCCAACUCUAUUCAAAAAUUAAAGUUUUCAAUAUUUUGUAGAAAUUUUGACACUUUAAUGGUGGCCCUCUGUACGGGCGUUAGUUUUAAGAAUUUUCAAAAUUUUCUCUAUUCUCUCUCGAUCGUAUUAGUUAAGUAGCGUGGGCCGAUAACCGCACGUUUUGUCUAAGUACAUAUUCCAAUAAUAAAAUAUUUUAACUUUAUCUUUAUUAAAAUAUAGUAUUGAGUUAUUAAGAUCAAUUUAAUCAAUAGAUGUGUAUACCGCCUGCGCAAAUAUAUUCAUUUAUAUUCAGCCUAAUAUUAUCUAUUACAGUAUAUAGAUAAAUUAUAUCUAUUUUCUUUAAGAAUAGAAUAGUUAGUAUAAAAUGUUAAUUUCUAAUUAAAUUAUUGAUUUGUUAAAAUUACCUAUAAAA